AUGAUCCCGAUCGACGAAUCGAUUGAGGAUAUUACAAAGGAACAUGAAACUCGACCAUCUUUACCGGAACCCUCAAAACCCAGCAGUUCUGCAGGUUUCACAGUACCCCCUUGUGAUAUGCCAACGUUCAGCGGAAAUUUCAAAAGCUGGGCAUCGUUUAGGGAUUUUCUUAAGGCCAUUUAUGGCAAUAAUACCCGUUUAAGUGGAGUUGAAAAACUUUUCCAUCUUAAACAAAAAACAAGAGGCGAAGCCAAAGAAACAGUAGACAAUGCACCCUUAACAAAUGAUGACUUUCUUAUUGCGUGGAAUCAAUUAGCUUCUCAGUAUGAGAAUCGUGGGAUGCAAAUUAACGCGCAAUUAAAAACCCUAUUGAAUUUACCAUAA
This is a messenger RNA of Lucilia sericata (common green bottle fly), 384 nucleotides long. RefSeq lists its product as uncharacterized. The coding region runs from base 1 to 384 and encodes 127 amino acids. The transcript has a single exon. NCBI's taxonomy places the organism in Eukaryota, Metazoa, Arthropoda, Insecta, Diptera, Calliphoridae. The record is from RefSeq and is a predicted model, not a curated record.